AUGAUAUUAAUGGUUGUUCCAUGCUUCUGCACUGCCCAGGAUUAUGAAGUCGCUGAUGUUCAAUGUACAUUUUCCAACUCGGGCUCGAAAAGUGAGGAUCUGAUAACGGCCACGCUGAAGAGGCCAGCUGGAUUUAAGGGCGUGCCCAUGUUUGCGGAUGAUCGAAGUGGCCUCAAGGACUUGAAUCCGCAUUGUCUGAUCUCAAAGGAUAUUACCGAUAUGGACGAGCGAACAUAUCAAUUAAGAAUCAACGACUUUACGCAAUGUGGCGUGCUCAAAAGAAACGGCUUCGUUCACGUUCGCAUUUGGUUUCCACAAUUUCCUGGCGUUGUGAUGCAAUCGGACCAGGAGCUAAUCAUUAUGUGCAAGCCGCCAGAGCCAACAGUAAUAGAGAAUAAGGCGGCUGGCUUCGCGGGCUCGUUUCCACAUGGCGCACGUGUGUCGGGCAUAGUUGAGGAGAUGCCGAAUCGAUUGGAGUAUGAGGUCGCGCUGUAUAAGGAGGCGCCGCCCAUAGCACGUGUCAGCGGCACGAACAACCCAGUCAGCUCCUCGAAUGACCCGGCCUCUCUGCUGGCUGACAACGAUCAGGCCGUGGAUCAGGCCGUGCCCCUGGGCACCAAGCUGCAGCUGCGAGCACGCAUCAGCCAGUCGGUGUGGAAGUAUGUGAAGCUGAUGGAGGUGACUGUGUCGCCAGAUCCGGAGAAUCCACUUGCCACGGGCUCUGUUUCUCUGGUGCACAACGGUUGCCGCAAUCGGGAGCUGGCCACAAUUAUUCCCCAUCAGCCGGCCAAAUAUCGGGAUCGACCCAACGAGGUGUUUCUCGACUUUGAGGCCUUUUUGCUCAGCUCGAUGAAGGAGAAGGCCACUCUCUGGAUACACUCGCAGAUCAAGGCCUGCAUCGACAUGGCCGACUGCACGCCCGACUUCUGCGUGGAUCUCUACGAACCCUCGGGCCACGGCCGCAAGCGACGACAGAUUGAAUCGGCAACGGAAUCUACAGCAAAUACAACUACAGUGAACGGUCCCAUGAUGCAACGAGCUGGGAAUUCCACUGCUGCCUCGGAGUUCAAGCGCUUCAAAGAGAACAUCGAGUACACCGUUAUAAUGCCCGGGCAGGUGAACAAAAAGGUGGGCCUCCUAAUCGAUUUGACGUCGCAGUGUCGCGGCGCCCUGCUCAUUAGCUCGUUUUUUGUAUUCAUGAUUACGCUUUGCUGCUCGAUUAGCUGUUUGAUAGCAUUGCGCGUGCACAACGAGAAAAAACUAAGACAUCGCCAGUUCACCUCCGGGUUCAACACAGGUUAUGCAGGUCGAGCUACGGUUCAAUAAACGAAACGGGAAAUACUUCAGCAGCUAAAAAAGAAAUCAAAAUAA
Molecule: messenger RNA, 1371 nt
Organism: Drosophila arizonae
Lineage: Eukaryota; Metazoa; Arthropoda; Insecta; Diptera; Drosophilidae
Source: RefSeq, a predicted model, not a curated record